AGGUUAUUUGUUUGUUGUCAGAGACAAGUACUUGUCACUGUUGUUGUGUUGAUAUUCCAAGCAAGGCUGUGCCCCUGAGCGAAAAUGGGAGAAACCGAGAUUGCCUGGCCCUGGCAGUACAAUUUUCCGCCUUUUUUCACACUACAGCCCAAUCCGGAGACCAGAGCGAAGCAAGUCCAGGCCUGGAAAGCCCUCAUUCUGGAUUACUGCAAACAGUCGAAACUCUACCUAAUUGAUGCUCGUGAGGCAGAUAAUGGCCCCCUUUUCAACAAUGCCAGCAUCAAUCGAAAGCUGGACGGUGCAGUGAUCGUCUCCAUUCUGUCCGAGAUGCAGAAGAGUGGACAUGCAGCCCCAGUUGACAAGGCCAAGCAUCGCUGGGAGGUUUACUGGCACACGCUGGACGAAUGGUCAUCAAUGAUUUAUGCCCACGUGUAUUCUAAGGGGCUGCAGGGCACAGUGCUGACAUUAUUCGAGUUGUCUCAAGGCGAUGACGUCAAGAACGAGGAGUUCUAUGGGAUGCAGCAGGACGUACUGGUGAAGGCCUUGCAGGUUUUGGAGCGCGACCGCAAAUGUGAGCUGAUUUUAUCCGACGAGGACCAGGGAGUCAAGUUUUUUUAGCUCUAAAUGCUGUAAUACACACACUAACAGCAGUUGCAUGGUUGGGCGAUUUUUGCUCUUCAAAUCAAAACGCAUAAUUUGCUUAUUCUCCUACGCAAAAGUGCGUGAAAACCAUUAUCGUGUUGUAUAAUUAAUUCAGAAUUUUGCUAGAUUCUUAUGAAACCUGCAGCAUCUUUCCAGUCUUCUAAAAAUCUUUAAUGUUAAUCGAAUUAAAUUGAUUCUUUCCGUCACUGUCUUCUAAUGCGUUAUGAUGAGACAACAUGCAAAAUAGUUGCAUUUUAACUUGCUUAACGAACAUUGCAUUUAAAUAGUCAGUGGCGUUUUCUCCCUGGCGCCACUGGAGUUCACUAAUUUACUUAGGAACAAAUCAUGCCCGUUUUGCUGGUAGUAAACAGUGCAGAGUGAAGAUAUUUGAAUUAUAUUGCAAAAACCGCAAUAAAUUAGGUUGGAUUCCAAAUCAAAAUUAAUUCCUGGGUUUCAGUCAUUUAUUGUCUCUAUUUAUCAAUUAAAAUACGUUUCGGUGUAUUUUUUACAACCCAGGAAUUAAUUUUGAUUUGGAAUUGAAACACAGUCAGGAAAGUAUGUACAAAAUUAGGUUGGAUAUCAAAUGAAAGGAAGUGAGUAGACCAGGGCGUGGUUUAUAUACAAUAAAAUUUAUUGUAGUAGUUUAAUAUACAUUUUGUAAUAAACAAUCUUUAGCUCUUUUUAUGAUACAAAAUUAUAGAAUAAGUACAAUAAACACUAUUUAUUGUU
Dendroctonus ponderosae (mountain pine beetle) is the source of this 1371-nucleotide messenger RNA. RefSeq names its product vacuolar protein-sorting-associated protein 25 (gene Vps25). Bases 85 to 618 code for a protein of 177 amino acids. Gene Ontology annotation, molecular function: structural molecule activity; protein homodimerization activity. The record is from RefSeq and is a predicted model, not a curated record. Gene Ontology annotation, biological process: protein transport to vacuole involved in ubiquitin-dependent protein catabolic process via the multivesicular body sorting pathway. Gene Ontology annotation, cellular component: ESCRT II complex. NCBI's taxonomy places the organism in Eukaryota, Metazoa, Arthropoda, Insecta, Coleoptera, Curculionidae. The transcript is spliced from 2 exons.